AUGAUGUUCAAAUCUACAGCUAUCUUCUUGACCCUUACUGCCGCAUUAGAAUUAGUCUUGGCUAGUUCAGUUUCUAUUACUUCCCCCGAGGCCAAAGCCAUUUGGGAAGCUGGAUCAACUGUAGAAAUCAAGUGGGAUGUCAAUGAAGCUGCUAGUGGCCCUAUUCGUAUUCAAUACGCUUCAGGUCCUUCUCAGGAAUUAACCGUGAAUGGUUUGAUUGCCGAUAACGUCGUUGCUUCUCGUGGAAAGUAUUUAUGGAAGAUUCCUACCGAUAUUAAGCCCAAGAAAUAG
Messenger RNA from Mucor mucedo, 291 nucleotides. RefSeq lists its product as uncharacterized. The record is from RefSeq and is a predicted model, not a curated record. The transcript is spliced from 2 exons. NCBI's taxonomy places the organism in Eukaryota, Fungi, Mucoromycota, Mucoromycetes, Mucorales, Mucoraceae. Bases 1 to 291 code for a protein of 96 amino acids.